AUGAUCAUGGAUGGUCAGAUGGUCAUGACGAUGGCUUUUUCUUGUGUAAGAGCCAAGGUCAUGAGUGGAUUCUUUCUCCCUCUCUCUCGGGCGAGUGCCCGAGAGAGAGCACAAGAGAAAGCGUCGUGGGAGACGGCGGAUCGCCCAAUGGGGAAAUCCGUAACGAAUAUUACAGUACCUUGUAUGUACCCAGCACCUAAGCAGCUGCUGCUAUUGAAGCUGGAGAGUUUGCGCUAUGCUCUCUCAGCCCACGAGUCCUCCGUUUUUCUACGAGUCAAGCCGGUCUUGGGGUCAGGCAGGUACAAGAAACUAGGUCGCCUAGCUUCUGUUAGUCACGAUGGCUAA
Messenger RNA from Aspergillus luchuensis, 345 nucleotides. RefSeq lists its product as uncharacterized. The coding region runs from base 1 to 345 and encodes 114 amino acids. The transcript has a single exon. The record is from RefSeq and is a predicted model, not a curated record. Lineage: Eukaryota; Fungi; Ascomycota; Eurotiomycetes; Eurotiales; Aspergillaceae.